Molecule: messenger RNA, 1059 nt
Organism: Fusarium keratoplasticum
Lineage: Eukaryota; Fungi; Ascomycota; Sordariomycetes; Hypocreales; Nectriaceae
Exons: 3
Coding region: 1-1059 (352 amino acids)
Source: RefSeq, a predicted model, not a curated record
AUGAGUUCUCGCCCCUUGCUUCCAUUGCCACCUCGUUUUGGGCCUCCCCCGGAGUCGAUGAUGUUCACAGUGCGAAGAGCCGCAUCUAGUCUCCCGCCGAUUCAGCAAUGCUUUGACCAACACCAUCUUCAUGUCAGUAUCAACUGCGGCGUCUGUGAUAAAGAAUUGUCAGAGGGAUCCCACUGCAUGAUCAUAUACUCCAAGACCUUCCCGAGAGGACCCUGGAAUUCCGUCUCGACACGUGUUCGGCUUCGUCCAGGCCAUAUCCUUUGGCAAGGUGACGGCCUCUGCUUCUGCAGUAUUGGACGCGACAAGAGCUUGCCCCCCGGUGCCGCCCUCACCCAUCUUCACUGCUUCUUUCUGUUCUUCGGACGCAGCCCUCCACGCGCAGUCUUCCGUCACAUGCGCGACCGUCUGGCCACAGCAUUAACCUUCCGUGGAUUCGACAAGGCGCCUUUCAACCGUCACUACACGAUCCGCUUCCCACGGGAUGUGUCCGUUGCCGCCUUCCUCAAAACAGCCGCACAGCUUGGCUUAGGCCAUCUUGAGAGUCUACCGGACGAAGUCAUUUCCAUCAUCGCCAGGCUCUACGUGGGCUCUCCUUUCUUGGACGCAGUGCGAGUCAUGGCCACUUCCCUUGAGCUCCGCGCCUUCACUCCCCAUUGUGUCUGGUUCUCUCUCCAAGAAGUGAUAUCCUGGAAACGCGGAGACGCUGUUCCAGUGCUUGCUAGCCCUCAAAGUCCCCAACCGGGGCCAGUCAGGAUCACUCUCGAUCCCCGUGGCAUAUUUUGUGUGGAUCGUGAGACUGGAGGGAACCCGUUACAUACGCAGCGUUUCGUGCGCAUUCAAGACGGCAAAGGAGUGAAGCUGUACUUCAAGGACGGUUUGGCAUACUUGAAGCGACCCGAAGGGCAUACCUGGUUUCAGAUCAAUGAGCCUCUUCUUACGCGGCGCACCGAGGGUAUCAUAGGCUACAUUCUUCCACCUCCCGUGGACAGUUACGGUCACCCUAUUCUUCCCACGCAAGCACCACCACCACCAUGGUCACCAACACAGUGA